This is a messenger RNA of Penicillium cinerascens, 1866 nucleotides long. It is a transcript of the gene pbs2, whose product is annotated as mitogen-activated protein kinase kinase PBS2. Bases 1 to 1866 code for a protein of 621 amino acids. Gene Ontology annotation, biological process: MAPK cascade; protein phosphorylation; cellular hyperosmotic response. Lineage: Eukaryota; Fungi; Ascomycota; Eurotiomycetes; Eurotiales; Aspergillaceae. The transcript is spliced from 2 exons. The record is from RefSeq and is a predicted model, not a curated record. Gene Ontology annotation, molecular function: MAP kinase kinase activity; ATP binding.
AUGGCAGACGAACGCGAUUUCGCCGAGCCCUCCGGGUCCGAGCAGGAUCGCGGUCCCUCUGUGGACGGUGUAUCUCCCCCGGGACUCCCUCACCACGCCUCAACCCCUUCCCUCCGUCCCACCCCCCGCGAUACUUCUACGGGCAUGUCAGCCUCAUCCACACACCUGGGUCAGGUCAACGCCGCGCGGCGGGCUCCCAGCACCCCGGCCCGCCCACAGCCCUCGAUGAGUGGGCAACCAGCUGGCGGGCUGAACCAGGACAUCAUGGCCAAAAUGAAAGCGUUCUCUCUCUCUCGACAGGGUGGUGCCAAGUUGCCACAUACCUCCUCGACCGGCACGAUACCCACGUCCCAAGAGGCCGGUGCGGGAGGUGCGAUGACCGGCCGCAUGCCGUCCAAUGCCAGAGAUUGGGCUUCCUCACCCUCAAUCUCAAAGGUGGCCAGCCCCGGGUCAGCGUCUCCGCGACCGGGGGGUUUGGCUGCCAAGCGGAUGAAACCCGGCCUCAAGCUAUCGGAUGUCACCGGAGGGACCCCACCCCCAACAUCGAACGGUGCGGAGGAGAAGCCCGAAGAGCAGAACGGUGGAGAAUCAGCAUUCAGCAAAUACGCAGAGUUUAUCGACACGAAAGCGGGAACCUUGAAUUUCAAGAACAAAGCUGUCCUACACGGCGGUGGCGUCGAGUUCUCGUCGGGUCACAGUUUCAAGAUCUCUCUGGACGAAGUCGACCGCUUAGAUGAGCUGGGUAAGGGAAACUAUGGCACCGUUUACAAGGUGCGGCACAGUCGCCCACACCUACGAAAGCCUGGCAUGGGUUUAAGGGGAAUAGUCAGUCGGCCAUCCAGCGACGACACCAGCCCAGAAUCUGGAACCGGCGAUCUGUCCGGUGUGAUCAUGGCAAUGAAAGAAAUUCGUUUAGAGCUGGAUGAGGCUAAGUUUGCACAAAUUAUCAUGGAGUUGGACAUCUUGCAUCGUUGCGUCUCUCCCUUCAUCAUUGAUUUCUACGGCGCUUUCUUCCAAGAAGGCGCAGUCUACAUGUGUGUCGAAUUCAUGGACGGUGGCUCCAUCGACAAAAUCUACGAAGGUGGUGUGCCCGAGAAUAUUCUGCGCAAAGUGACCCUCUCCACGAUCAUGGGGUUGAAGGCGCUCAAGGAGGAACAUAAUAUCAUUCAUCGCGAUGUCAAGCCGACAAACAUCUUGGUCAACAGCAAGGGCCAAAUCAAGAUCUGCGACUUCGGAGUCAGUGGAAACUUGGUUGCCAGUAUCGCCAAGACCAACAUCGGAUGCCAGAGCUAUAUGGCACCGGAGCGAAUUGCUGGUGGCGGUAUGCAACAGUCGGGAGCACCUAGUGCUGGAACCUAUAGUGUGCAGAGCGAUAUUUGGAGUCUGGGUUUGUCGAUUAUCGAAUGCUCCAUGGGACGCUAUCCCUAUCCGCCGGAGACAUUCAACAAUAUUUUCAGCCAGCUACAUGCAAUUGUUGACGGCGACCCUCCCACUCUUCCGGAAACUGGCUAUUCAGAGGACGCGCACGCAUUUGUUCGGGAUUGUCUAGACAAGAUCCCCAAGAACCGACCGACUUACAACAUGUUACUCCGACACCCGUGGCUCGCACCUCUCAUGCGACCCCCAACCGAAGCCGAAGAUGAGGUCGCAACCCAAACAUCUGAAAACUCGGCGCCUGCAGACCACCCAACAUCGUAUAUGACCGAAGACAAGGAAGUCGCCGAAUGGGUUCACAAGCAACUCAAGCUCCGCGACAGCGGCCAUUUGAAGAUGUCGGAAAAGCCCGCUCUUCACGCCGUGGCCCUGGACAAAGUCAACUCGAGCCCUAAUAACGAUGACCCCAACACUCCGGCACAGGCAGACUGA